CCCUUCUCUCUCUCUCUCUCUCUCUCUCUCUCUCUCUCUCUCUCUCACACACACACACACACACAAUUUUCUUCAUUCUUGCAACGUUCAACAUGGCAGAAAUGUGGAAAGCAUAAUUAGGAUAUUUAUGCACAUAGUGGGACUUCUGAUUUUUUCUUUUUUACUUAUCUUACAUGACAAUUUCAUUAUCAAAACAAUGUUGAAUGUGUCGUCAUAAAAAUAGUCAAACUGAUUUGGUGUUGAAAACAACCGAAUAAUUGUAGCACAAUAGCCCCAGUGAUAAUACUUAUUUAAAAAAUAUAUGACGUGUAAAGCCUGUCUACCUUAAGGUAGUCAGAUAGAAUCAGAAGAGACUCUUUAAGGAAGGUAUUCCCAUCAUUUACAGUAGAUGCAACCACAUGCGUCCUGCUGCAAUCAAAUUAGCUCUUCAAUAGAUAUAGGAGGGAGAAUUUAUAAGAACUGAUCAUUAUAGUAUAUGUCCUGUACUGAAUUGCUACUGAGUUCUAGAAACCUACAUCUAAGUCUACUGAAAUCAUGUGCCAAAGUUCUUGGGAAUUUAACCUCACCUGUAUUUGGCUAAAGAACACAUCCAUGAGUCUAAGCAGAAUUAUGUAAUUGGAUUCUUAUUUCCUGGGGUACAGUAGUUUUAACAUAGUAUUGGAUAAUACAACUAUAAUAUUUAAAUAUUUGCAGACUCUCUACACUAGAAUUUAUGCACUAAGUAAAAUUUAUUUUUAUAUAUGAUACUUCACCAAUAAGUAACGGAAGGAUGCCUUUGGUCUAAUGUCAGGUCUAAUCUCAAUUUUUUCCACAGUUGCCUCAUUUCUAUAUUCAAAGUAGGUAAAUGAGGAAUGGUAAAUCAAUAAAACAACUUUAUAAUACUUUUAAUCCUGUAAUCACGCACUCAUUUGAUUAUAGUAUGAAGGCUUCUGACAAUAUUAAAACACCCCUGGGAAAAGUACCAAAUUCUCUUCAUUCUUUUAAAAAAUGUAAUAUUUACUCAAGUGACAUGUAAAAUGCAUUUCUUGUUAACUGAAAUAUCAGGCUGCCCAUCUUACUUUGAGUAACCAUCUUCGUAAUGGAAUGCCAUGCAAGUGUUCAAAUGGCUCUCUGUAAAGAACUGCUAAACGUUUUCUGAAGUCUGAUAAAAGUAUAGUACUUUUAAAAAUAGUACAACUCAGAGGAAACAAAGUGCUAGUUGUUGUAUGGGAAAACAAGAGGAGUCAAGAAAGAAAGGUGUUUCUCUGCUACUUUCAUGUGAUGAUCUUCAUCAGUCUUUCAUCAGUUCUUCAAGAGGCGUAUAUAAACUCUUGCUGGGGGAGGUGAGAGGCAGUUGAAGCGUUUCUUGUUCAGCCUCAGAGUGCUGAACAGCUGGACAGCUCCCUGCGGGCAGCAUUGCAAGCCUGUUUCCUUCUGCUCUGAACAGAGAAAACAGUACAGUUCCCACCAUGCAGCCAGCAAUGAUGAUGUUCUCCAGCAAAUACUGGGCGCGACGGGGCCUUUCACUGGACUCAGCUGUGCCUCAAGAGUAUCCAUUACCCAGGAAUGUAACUCUAAACAAAACAAAUUCUGGUAGAAGUGAUGAUAAAAAGGCUAAUAAAGGUACAAGCAAGAAUGAAUCAACAUCAGAAGGUGGUAAAACGGCUGUGGUGUUUUCUUUAAAAAAUGAAGUUGGUGGCUUGGUAAAAGCUCUCAGACUUUUCCAGGAGAAGCAUGUGAGUAUGGUUCAUAUUGAAUCCAGAAAAUCGAAGCGAAGGAAUUCAGAGGUAGAAAUUUUUGUGGAUUGCGACUGCACCAAGAAAGAAUUCAAUGAGCUCAUUCAGCUGUUAAAGUAUGAAACAAACAUUGUGACUCUGAAUCCCCCAGAAAACAUCUGGACUGACGAGGAAGAGCUGGACUGUGUGCCUUGGUUUCCCCGGAAGAUUGCUGAAUUAGAUAAAUGUUCGCAGAGAGUUCUCAUGUAUGGCUCCGAACUGGAUGCAGAUCACCCUGGAUUUAAGGACAAUGUUUACCGACAGAGAAGAAAAUAUUUUGUAGAUGUUGCCAUGAGUUAUAAAUAUGGUCAACCAAUUCCUAGAGUAGACUAUACACCUGAAGAAAUAAAAACUUGGGGCGUGGUAUUCAGGGAGCUUUCAAAACUGUAUCCUACUCACGCUUGUCGAGAAUAUUUGAAAAACUUCCCAUUACUGACAAAGUACUGUGGCUAUCGAGAUGACAAUGUCCCACAAUUGGAGGAUGUCUCUACGUUUCUCAAAGAAAGGUCUGGUUUCACAGUCAGACCAGUGGCUGGAUAUUUGUCUCCUCGUGAUUUCUUAGCUGGUCUGGCCUACCGAGUUUUCCACUGUACCCAGUACAUACGCCAUUGUUCGGAUCCCCUUUAUACUCCGGAACCGGAUACAUGCCAUGAACUUCUGGGACAUGUGCCUCUGCUUGCUGAUCCCAAAUUUGCCCAGUUUUCUCAAGAGAUUGGUUUGGCCUCCCUGGGAGCAUCUGAUGAAGAUGUCCAAAAACUUGCUACUUGUUAUUUCUUCACUAUUGAGUUUGGCCUUUGUAAGCAAGAUGGACAACUGAGGGCUUAUGGAGCAGGCCUUUUGUCUUCUAUUGGAGAGCUCAAGCAUGCUCUGUCUGAUAAAGCCAGUGUGAAAACAUUUGAUCCAAAAACAACCUGCUUGCAAGAAUGCCUUAUCACAACUUUCCAGGAAGCUUACUUUGUCUCAGAAAGUUUUGAAGAAGCCAAAGAAAAGAUGAGAGACUUUGCAAAAUCAAUCAACCGUCCCUUUUCUGUUUAUUUCAACCCCUACACCCAAAGCAUUGAAAUUCUGAAAGACACCAGAAGCAUUGAAAAUGUUGUCCAGGAUCUCCGAAGUGACCUGAACACAGUGUGUGAUGCUUUAAGCAAAAUGAAUAGAUAUUUGGGUAUCUGAUUUCUUAGUGAUAUGGCUUUGAAGAAUAGCUAGAUGCUGUAACACCAUUAUAAGCUAUAAUGGCCAUUUUAGCAUUGUCUAUUUCUUCUCUAAUGCAUGGCUACCAAUUUGCUCCGUGUGCUCUUCUACUGAAAUGUAACUUGAAAUACACCAACACUAAUCUACAAAUAUUUAAGGAAGAGGAUUACAUUGUCUUUUUUAUCAGCUUGCAUAAAUUUCAAAAAGCUUCCUUUCCGUACCUACAGAGUUACAAAUAGCAUUUACUUCAUAUCCCAAAAGAACAAUUAAAAGCAAAAUAUCAUCAAUCAAACACACAUGGGAAGUUGAACUUUAGUAAGCAUUAUAUAUUUUUAAAGAAAAUCCUCAUGCUUUUCAAAAUAAAACCACUAAUUUCCUGAUCAUAGUAGUAAAUAAAGCCAAACAUUUUUGAAGAACCCAAGAUAAUGCUCUUAGGAAAUAGGGAUGCCUGUGUAGGGAGUUGUGUUUCUAUCAAUACCCUGAAAUCAUAUAUUUGUCCUGAAACAUAAUUUGGUCUGAAGCACAUCUUUCUAUGCAGCUCUCUAGUACUUCUUGCUGCUAAGUAGACAUUUAGGAUCAUGGCCAUGUUAGCUUAUUGUAGGAUCUGGUAACACAUUUUCUAGCAAAUUUUACAAACAACAUCAUUUUAGCCACCAUAAAUGUUGAGAAGUUAUACACCAACAUUCUGCCCAGUCAUGGAUUUUAAGCCAAAGAGAAUAUCAUCACUGAUGCUAAAAUAUCACAUCCUGCCAUAAGGCUGGGUAACUUUGCACUAAUCCAUUUUAAAUAUCUGGACUCAUGGAAAUGAAUCUCUUAUCAAAUUUCAUCAUGCCUAACAACUUCUUCUCUUCUGUCAACCUCAGUUUGGAGCUACAUACAGAACAAAUCAGCUUCUUUGAUAUCUUCGUUGAUAAAACUUCACAAUGGACAAACAUUAUGUUAGAUAGAAAAAUUACAGAUUGCCCUGCAUAGUCACAUGCUUUCAACUAUCACAUUUACCAUCUACCGGUACCUCAAUGCUAUUUCCACAUUUUUUCAGUUCCACUUAAGAGAGAUACUUAACUGAUGAAAUUAAACUAAGCAUCAGGAAACUGAACUACUCACCCUAUGAGACCAAUAGAUGAAUCAAUAGAGCCAAUUCCAUUUCCAGAGAGGACCUGUUAAAAGACAAAUAUAGAAAUAGCGUAACAGAACACCACUGCUUGUCACCUACAACUCAAACACAUUAUUAGUAAUCUAUACCCCACUGUGAGAAUCAGCUUGCUCUAUUGGUUGAGGCAUCAGGCUAGAAACUGGGUAACUGAAAUUCUAGCCCUUAAGCAAGAAACCAACUAGGUGACCUUGGGACAGUCAUUCUCUCUCAAUCUAGGAAACAGACAAUAGCAAACCAUUUCCAAAAUAUCUUGCCAAGAAAACUUUAGGCAGUCAAUAGGAGUUCACACUCACACAAACACACACACAAACCCCUAAGCAGUGUACUAUCUUAGACUCUGAGUGGCAGACCCAUACUUGCAAACAUGUAAUCACCUAACCUGAAGUAGAUUCUCACAAGCAGCAAGAAACAAUGAUGCCAGGUACUGAUGUCUACUUUCCCCCAACAAUACCACCAUGGGCCCCAAAAAGUAAAAACAAUUUUACAGGUUCCUCCAUUUAGUCUUCCUCCAUUGCAAUAUUUGCUGAAAUGCCCCCUAAGACAAAUAGGACAGACUUUGCACACAAGAAUUAAUGGACACAAGUUUGAAGUCCAGACUCAAAGCAAAGAGAAAGUAUUGAGGGUGAAGGUUCGUUCUCCGAGCUUGUGGGUUGGUUUCUGAACAUUUUGUUACCAGGCUAGAUAACAUAUUCAGUGGUGUUUAGGGAUUCCUAGCCUGGUAACAAAAUGUUCGGAAACCAACCCACAAGCUCAGAGAACAAACCUUCACCCUCAUCCUACACCCGAGCUACAGAUAUUCACCAUUAUUGCAGAGAAAGUACUAUUAAAACACUUCAACCUCCCAGGUUAUUUAAUAGCAAUCCAAAUUAAUGUUUUAAAAAAAAAAAUAGACCCUAUUUCCACCACUGAGUGAGAAAUUGUUGAACUCACAUACAUUGUAUAGUUACAGGAAAUUUCAGAAGGUUAGCUUUCCCAUCAACCCUCUGGGUUUUAAGCACAUUACAAUUGUUAAUUGAUAAGGUAUUAGUAAUAUGCAUUCUGCAUCUGCAUAACUAAUCUUUUUCUCCUUUUCUGUCCCACCUCACCCCAAAUUAAAUACUAGAAUACUCUAGGCACUCAGAUGAUGAAGUAAACUGCAGCUCAUAAAAGGGUAUACCUUUUAAUAAAAUUAGUUAGUUGGUAAUAGUGCUACCCUUUCUAGUGACUGAUGAUGUUACCUAGUUUGGUAAUGAAAUAUCUGCAAGAAAACAAAUAAGCUCAGAGCGCACCAACGACCCCACUGAUAAAGCAUAUAUGACUAGGGCAGUCUCCUUUAGAGCUAUCUGGAACUAAAAUACAUUUGUUGCAAUGGAUGCUGUUGGAACUUCAGGCAAAGAGCUAGAUCUGGAGCAGUUCUAAGAUCAAGAAGAGAGAAAGAAACAAAACUUUACCUAGAAAUAAGUAAAGUAGCAACUCCCACAUACAGUAUAGUCAGCAAUUCACACCAUAAUAAUCUGGUUCAGGCAGUUAUUCAGCACUUGAUGAUUGUAACUUCAAAUGAUAAUUUACAUGUAAAUAACCUUCCCAUCAACUCAGUCAAUGCUUUGCAAUGAAGUCAGCAAGAAUUGGAUAGUCAAGAUAUGUGGGACCACAUCUUGAUAUAAUGUUAUCUAUAAAUAUAACAGCUAAAUGUCUUCCCUGGCAUGGAUUCUAUUUUCUUUAAAUUGCUGGAUUUCUUUUCCAAAAAGCAAUAGAGUGUAUAUUUUUAUUUUUCCACAAUGAACAUGGACUUGUUUUCUAUACAUAUAGAAAUGCACUAAAACAUGGGAAUAGAAAAUGAUGUAAUUAUUUUUAUUGCCUUGUCACCCUCUUUCUGAGUUUUGUCAUUACCUUUACCUUAAUUGAUUGGUAGUUUAUUCAGCAGCAUAAGGAAAAAUAAAUCUGAAUCUGUAUAUGGUAAUAUAGUGAUUAUAAGGUAAAGGUCACACUUUUUUCUGUAUGCUCAUAAUUUUUAAUAGUAUUUUAUGGAUUUUACUCAGUCAUGGAAAUAUUUGAGCUUAUUCUUCAUACCUUGGAGGAUGUCUGAGAAGGGGUUUAGGUUGCAAAUAACUUAGGGCUUUGUCAUAGGCUUCUGAGUAUAUACUUGUAAUCCUAUCUCAUACUCUGCUGGCUGAUAGAUUAAAGGAAAUAUUAAAAUAUGUCUAUAGAUAUGAUGCUUUACUGGAACAUUUAAUGAGACAUAAUUUUUACUAAAUAGCAGA
Crotalus tigris (Tiger rattlesnake) is the source of this 6335-nucleotide messenger RNA. It is a transcript of the gene TPH2, whose product is annotated as tryptophan hydroxylase 2. The record is from RefSeq and is a predicted model, not a curated record. Bases 1449 to 2924 code for a protein of 491 amino acids. The transcript is spliced from 11 exons. Gene Ontology annotation, cellular component: neuron projection. Gene Ontology annotation, biological process: aromatic amino acid metabolic process; serotonin biosynthetic process. Lineage: Eukaryota; Metazoa; Chordata; Lepidosauria; Squamata; Viperidae. Gene Ontology annotation, molecular function: iron ion binding; tryptophan 5-monooxygenase activity.